UGUUUGGGGAGGAUUUAAGCAAUUUCCAGACAGUUACAUGAGAGACAUCGGGUGCUAGCUCUUUUUGAAGUUUGCGAACGCCUUUUGUUGAAUUUCCAACCUCACGCAAAAUUCGCCUCUUGGUGCGGUUACCUAGCUUUUUCUUUCGUCCCUGACCUUUAGAUAGAUAUUUAUGUAUUGGGAAUGGAUAAUUAACCUUUGGUUUUGCCAUAUAAAUUGCCUUUCGAUAAGAAAUUGCGUACAACACGAGGAGAACGAGCCAGAAGUCGCGCAAUUUCCUUUUUUGGAACCCCAGCGUCAAAAAAUGCUUGAAUCUGUCCUUGUUCGAACUCUGUCAACACUUUUCCUUUUGGCAUUUUUAUAA
Messenger RNA from Meloidogyne enterolobii, 364 nucleotides. The record is from the annotation of a GenBank genome assembly. NCBI's taxonomy places the organism in Eukaryota, Metazoa, Nematoda, Chromadorea, Rhabditida, Meloidogynidae.